Molecule: messenger RNA, 1553 nt
Organism: Actinia tenebrosa (Australian red waratah sea anemone)
Lineage: Eukaryota; Metazoa; Cnidaria; Anthozoa; Actiniaria; Actiniidae
Product: C-myc promoter-binding protein
Biological process (GO): regulation of Rab protein signal transduction
Cellular component (GO): cytoplasmic vesicle
Molecular function (GO): protein binding
Source: RefSeq, a predicted model, not a curated record
GAUGGUGUUCACUAUAAACGUUCCUCGUGUUUACUAGAAGUGCUUUGUUUAUAAUCGUACAAAAAUUUAAUUUUUUAGACCCUUAACCAUGGUUUAAUCCAUGCAGAGUGAUAAAGUGGGGAUCAGGUAAAGGCAUUAUGGUGGUUUGAGACAUGUACCAUCAAGUAUGGUUGACAAGGAAAAGCCCCAGCGAGUGGCAGACUAUUUUGUCGUAGCUGGACUUGGAAAAACAAGCAAACCUUCUGAUGUCGACAAGCUGGGUGAUGAAAAAACCAUUUUCCUUGAGCCAAUCACUGACUUGGCAGUUGUUUUCAAAAGUCUUGGGGAAAAACCACCACCAGGUUACACAUGUAUAGAGAAGUCACCUGCUGGGCUGUCCGCUGACCUUAAUCUUGGCUCUAUCAGGCAGCCUUCAUGCUUUCUAUGUUAUCGAAGAGGGCUAGAUAAACCCCCUCUAACUGAUAUUGGAGUAUUGUAUGAAGAUAAGGACAGACUUGUGUCUGGUUGUGAUCUUAUCACCCAAACUCCAUAUGGACGGUCAGCAAAUGUUAACAAUAGUGGCGGCAGUCGGACAUUCAUUACCUACCGACGAGCUUCGCAGCAAAUGGCACAUACUUCACUUGCAGUGACAGAAAUUUGUGUCAUUGUAGCUAGUAAGGGAGAAAAACCACCACAUGCCUUUUGUAUAAUUGACAGAAACUUAAACAAAGGAAUGGUUGGAAGUGAUGUAUUUUUAUGCUACAGAAAAUCAUUAUCAAGAUCAAGAUCUGUUACGUAUCAACCAGAAAUUUUAAGUAGGUUCCCUCCUCUUGAUUAUGAAGACUUUCCUCUUCCUGAUGGAGUGCCAAUGUUUUGCCUUCCUUUUGGAACUAUUAUCGAAUGCUGGCCAGAAAAAUGUCCACAUCCCUUGCCUUCCUUUUCAACUUUUGUUCUGACAGGAGCCUCUGGACAAAAGAUAUAUGGCACAGCAGUGACUUUUUUUGAAAUUUUACCUGAAUCAUUAAUGACUGAUAAUUUAAGACAAGCUCUAAAUCUUAAUGAAAAGAGAGAAGAUAAUGUAAUCAUGAAUCCGCACACAAACAAGUGCAUCUGUAUUUUAUCUCACUGGCCAUUUUUUGAAGCUUUUAAAAAGUUCCUCUCGCAGCUCUACAGAAUAAGUGUGUCUGCACAACCGAUCCCUAUUGAAAAAUAUAUUGCAAAACUUAUGUUGAAUGUACCAUUUCCAUCACCUCAGAUACCAAGAAUAUUGAUAGAGAUGAUGAGAUUUGAACCGUUUGAGAUAUCACAACCAUAUCACACUCCUUUGCCUGUCAGUGGGGCUUCAUACACUGCUAUGCUGAGACAUCUCAAAGCAGAAAAUAUGCUACUUCUCUUCUACUUAGUGCUGACAGAGCACAAGAUUUUAUUUCAUUCCUUGAGGCCAGCUCUUCUUACUAGUGUUGCUGAGGCUCUUACCACAAUCCUCUUUCCAUUUACUUGGCAGUGUCCUUAUAUUCCUCUCUGCCCAGUGGCUCUCAAUGAUGUACUAUGUGCGCCUUGUCCAUUCAUUAUAG